AUGAAGUGUGCUUUGGUCUGCACACUCCUCCUUGCCGCCGUUGCCAACGUCGCCGCCCAAAACGAGCCCGUCCCUACCGGGUUUGUCGUGUUCGACCAUGGCCUCGCUGUGUCGACCCCUGUUGAGUCGGCCGCCGUCGAAUCUGCCGAAUCCACGAGCCUCGUCGGCAUUGUCCAAGACUUUGAGAAGCUUGUGCGCAACGGAAUGCAAGACUUCAAGACCAUCACGAGCUUGGUCCAGUUGAUUCGAACCAUCGCCACGACGGGGCUCAACGUCGACAACGGCCUGCAAUUCGUCACGGCCAUCCAAAACGCCAUCCAGACUGGCGUUCUCCGCGUAAAGGACGGCAAGGACCUGUUGAAAGAUAUCAAGGACAUCGUCGCCCAUGGAAAAGUCGCCGGUCCCCAAGCGGCGGAAUGA
Messenger RNA from Aphanomyces invadans, 420 nucleotides. RefSeq lists its product as hypothetical. The record is from RefSeq and is a predicted model, not a curated record. Bases 1 to 420 code for a protein of 139 amino acids. Lineage: Eukaryota; Oomycota; Saprolegniomycetes; Saprolegniales; Verrucalvaceae. The transcript has 2 exons.